AUGACAGUGACCGGGAAAACUGCCGGGGUAUCCCGUUUCCGAUCCAAACCUUCCUGUGGAGACAUGGAGACAGAUGCGUUUUUGCGGCCGAAGUUAGGGAAGCAGUAUGAAGCCUCCUGUGUGUCAUUUGAGCGGGUGCUGGUGGAGAACAAACUCCACGGGCUCUCUCCAGCCCUCACUGAAGCCAUCCAGAGCAUCUCUCGCUGGGAGCUGGUCCAGGCUGCUCUGCCUCAUGUUCUCCACUGCACUGCCAUCCUUCUCUCAAACCGCAACAAGCUGGGACACCAGGAUAAACUCGGGGUAGCUGAAACGAAACUCCUUCACACUCUACAUUGGAUGCUUCUGGAGGCGGCCCAGGAGUGCCACCAGGAGCCUGGCCUGGGACACGGCUGGUCUGGGGGCAGCAGUGGUAGCAGUAGUGCCUACCUUCAGCCCAUGGGGAACCAGGGUCUCACAGACCACAAUGGCAGCACAACUGAAGAGAAUGAAUAUGCCCGUGCCAAACUCUACCACAAGAACAUGGCCACUGUGGAGCUCUUUGUGUUUCUCUUUGCCCCCCUCAUUAACCGGAUCAAGGAGUCUGACCUCACCUUUCGACUGGCUGGUGGACUUGUUAUUUGGCAGCCAAUGUGGGAGCACCGUCAACCUGAUGUUCCUGCUUUUUCUGCCCUUGUCAAACCCAUGCGUAACAUUGUUACAGCAAAGAGGAAUUCUCCAGUGAAUAACCAGUGUAGUCCUCAUGAUACCAGUAACCCAUGCCCUGCAGUGGUAUGUGAAUCAGACCAGCCAGACUCCUCCUCCCCCUCGGUGACAGGACAGAGCUGUCGCCGUGGCAACUCUGUGGAGAAGGGAGGGUCCUCACAGCAGGCCUUUGAGAAAGGAUUUUCACAACCAAAGAAUUUCUCAGUACCUGGUGGCAUCUCUGUAUCACAGCGAGCAAGGUAUGCCACCUAUUUUGAUGUUGCAGUGCUGCGUUGCUUGAUGCAGCCUCACUGGACAGAAGAGGGUGUGCACUGGGCCCUCAUAUACUACCUGCAGCGGCUGCGUCAGAUACUGCAGGAGAAGCCUGAACGCCCCCCUGAGCCCCUGAUACCCCCCUUACCACGGCCCCGCAGUAGUUCCAUGGUGGCUGCUACCCCUUCUUUGGUUAAUACUCACAAAACACAGGACAUGACUCUAAAAUGUAAUGAGGAAAGCAGGUCUUUGAGCUCUGAGACCUUCUCUAAAGUGUCAAUUACCAACCUCAGGAGACCAGCAGUCCCUGACCUCUCAACUGAGAUGGGUAUGAACAUAUUCAAAAAGUUUAAGAACCGUAGAGAAGAUCGAGAGAGAAAAGGCUCUAUCCCAUUCCACCAUACUGGGAAGAAACGCCAGCGUCGAAUGGGUGUACCUUUCCUUAUGCACGAGGAUCACCUGGAUGUCUCACCCACACGUAGCACCUUCUCAUUCGGAAGCUUCUCUGGACUGGGAGAUGACCGUCGCACACUGGACCGUGGGGGUUGGCCUUCCACUAUCAUGGGGAAGUUAACACGUCGUGGAAGCUCAGAUACUGCCGGAGAUGUGGACAGUCUUGGAGCAAAACAUUUUCACUCCCACCACAACUUGCCUGAACACUCCAACAGUCACAGUGACAAUACCAUCAAAGAGGGUGUUCGUUCCCAGAUCUCCACCAUCACCAUGGCUACAUUUAACACAACUGUGGCUUCCUUUAAUGUAGGCUACACAGAUUUCUUCACAGAGCACAUUAAGAAACUGUGUAACCCCAUUCCCAUCCCUGAGAUGCCAUGUGAGCCGCUGGCCUGCUCCAACCUUCCCCGAAGUCUGACAGACUCCUGCAUCAAUUACACAUCGUUAGAGGACCGAGACACUAUUGAGGGCACUAACAACUUCAUUCUGAAGAAUGGCUUGCUGGACCUCAUGGCUAUUCUGCGGGCCCUGUAUUCCGUACUCACCCAUGACAUCAGUUCUCGGAUUUGCGACGUGGCGCUCAACAUCAUCGAAUGCCUCCUGCAGCUGGGGGUGGUGCCCAGUGUGAUGAAGAAAGCCUCCAAACCUGAAGACAAAGAGGCGGAGCAUCUGAAGGAGGGAGCCAGCCAGAGUGUGGGUGGAGCUCAGGGGGAGGCGGCUGGAGGCACAGGAGCAGCACCUAAUGGAGGUGGUGGAGGAGAUGGAGGAGGAGGGGGUGGAGAGAGUCGUGGAGGAAGCAGAGAUGAUAUAAAGAAUAACAAGGACAACCAGGAUGGAGACACUUCACUCAGCACUCACAGGUUGGCUCUCACCAUGCUCAUUAAGAUCGUAAAAUCACUUGGCUGUGCGUACGGUUGUGGUGAAGGCCAUCGUGGGCUUUCUGGAGACCGCCUUCGAAUGCAGGCGCAGAAUUGUUUGACUACUCUGUACACGCUGGAUAAAGUGCAGUUCCGUCAGACUAUGAAAGAAUACGUUAAUAAGGAUUCGCUCAACAAUAUUGUGGAUUUCCUGCAUGCCCUACUUGGCUUCUGCAUGGAACCAAUCACUGACAAAUACGGCAGUGCAGGUGAGAGGUCCAGGAGGGCGAAUAAAAGAAACAUCGACAAGGCUGGCUUCGGGAACAACUUCACCACUGGAGGAGACAAGUCUCUGGCCCAGAGCAUGGGGACUGUGGUGGUGGGCUGCAUGUUCAAGUCUCUCAUCACAAGAUGUGCCUCCACUACACAUGAGCUUCACAGUUCUGAGAACCUGGUCAAGUUCACCAGUGCUGUGAAGCUGUCGGAGGGUAGCGCUAUCGAAUAUGGGCGAGAGGAAGAGGAGAAUUUCUUCAAGCGGCUCGGUAAAUGGCGGUCUGGUCGGAGGAACCCUUCCAAGCUUCACCACACAGAAGAGAAAGAUGGUUGCCAUGGAUUCCAGGAGCACUUGGCCGCCAGUCAGGAGGCCAUGAAGAAUAAGAACAUUGUGAAUCUAGGUGCAAUCAGACAAGGCAUGAAGAGAUUUCAGUUCCUGUUGAACUGCUGUGAGCCGGGAACCAUACCAGAUGCUUCGAUUUUAGCAGCAGCGCUGGACCUGGUCAAGUUCACCAGUGCUGUGAAGCUGUCGGAGGGUAGCGCUAUCGAAUAUGGGCGAGAGGAAGAGGAGAAUUUCUUCAAGCGGCUCGGUAAAUGGCGGUCUGGUCGGAGGAACCCUUCCAAGCUUCACCACACAGAAGAGAAAGAUGGUUGCCAUGGAUUCCAGGAGCACUUGGCCGCCAGUCAGGAGGCCAUGAAGAAUAAGAACAUUGUGAAUCUAGGUGCAAUCAGACAAGGCAUGAAGAGAUUUCAGUUCCUGUUGAACUGCUGUGAGCCGGGAACCAUACCAGAUGCUUCGAUUUUAGCAGCAGCGCUGGACCUGGAAGCACCCGUGGUGGCAAGGGCCUCGCUUUUCCUGGAGUGUGCUCGUUUUGUGCAUCGCUGUAACCGUGGUAACUGGCCAGAGUGGAUGAAAGGUCACCAUGUGAACAUCACUAAGAGAGGGCUGUCCAGAGGACGAUCGCCUGUAGCAGGAAACAAAAGAAACACAAAGCUCCAGUGGAACGCAGCCAAACACUUUUACCAGUGGGGAGAUGCGAUAGGCACUCGGCUUAGUGAAAUUUGCCACUCAGACAGAGAGAGUCCAGCCAACAUCUUGGGUUUUAUCUAUGAUGAAGAGAGCAAGAGGAGAGUGAAAAAGGAGGAUGAGGAAGAAGAUUAUCUGGAUGACAACACAGUCAACCCCACAAAGUGUGGAUGUCCCUUUCCUCUGAAGAUGGCUGCUUGUCAGCUGCUUCUGGAGAUCACCACUUUCCUGCGAGAGACCUUUCCCUGUCUUCCCAGACCCAGAACAGAGCCCCUUGUGGAUUUAGAGAGUUGUCGUUUGCGUCUGGACCCCGAGCUAGGUCGUCAGCGCUAUGAGAGGAAGAUCAGCUUUGCAGGAAUCCUGGAUGAUGAGGAUGGACACGAUUCUCUGAAUAGCAGCAGCCACACCCUCAAGUCUGACACUGGCUGUGAGGAAAAGAAAUCAUCACAAGAGCCUCUGGCUCCAAUUAGAAAGAUCCGUAUUGGUGGCUCUCGGUUGCUACAAAUUAAAGGAGCAAGGAGUUUCCGACUAAAGAAAGGAGGCUCUUUAUCUUCUAUCCGCCGAGCAGGGAGUCUGAAAAGCACUAAGAUGUCCAGACAGGACUCUGAGUCUGAGAAUGACGCAGAAUCGGAACGGCUGCUCUCCCAGAGUAGAGAUACUGUCACUGAUAUAGGGAGCUCUUGGAGUGCUAGCGAGCCAAGCAUUGAACCUGAGGGUCCUGGCAGCACAGGGGGUGUGGAGGACAACUACCAUCGCAACAUGUCCUGGCUACAUAUCAUGAUUCUGCUGUGCAACCAGCAGAGUUUCAUCUGCACUCAUGUGGAUUUCUGCCACCCUCGCUGCUAUCAGCACCACAGCCGCUCAUGUGCUCGGCUCGUCCGUGCCAUCAAACUUCUAUAUGGAGAGACAGUAGACAGUCUGAAAGAGAACAGCACUACCGGCAAUAUCAGUGGCCGUGCCAAGAAGAGCAAAGAGUGUUCAGACAAAUCCUGCCUCGGGACCCCAUCCAUGAAGAGACGCCCCACUGACAGCAGUGCUGAGGGGAAAAAAGACACUGGCAUGCUAAAGUACAUCCGCAACCAGGUAAUGAGUCUAUCUCCAGCCCCUUUGUCCUUGCUUAUAAAAGCAGCCCCUAUCCUGACUGAGGACAUGUAUGGAGACAUUUUGCCUGCAGCAUGGGAGCUCCUGCUGAGUGUGGAUGAACAUAUGGCUGCAGUUGCAGCUGCCCUGUUCCUGCUGUGCGCGGUGAAGGUGCCGGAUGGAGUGACCGAAAUGAUGAUGGCUGAGUUUCAGCAUCAGGAAGCAUGUCAGAGAAUUAACUCCAUUUUGAAAUUCUACACUGUCUGGAGAUUCCGGUACCAAGUGUGGCCUCGGAUGGAAGAGGGGGCUCAGCAGAUAUUUAAGAUUCCUCCACCCAGCAUUAACUUCACACUGCCCUCUCCUAUCCUGGGAAUGCCCUGUGUGCCUAUAUUUGACCCUCCAUGGGUUCCUGUUAAUGCAGGCACUGUUCCAGAUGCAAUCAGUGAAGAUCAGUCUAAAUCAUUCUCAGCACGAGCAGUAUCUCGCUCUCAUCAACGGGCAGAACACAUCCUGAAGAACAUGCAGCAGGAGGAAGAGAAGAGGAGGCUCGGUCGUGAGGCCAGCGUCAUCACGGCUAUCCCUAUCGCUCAGGAGGCCUGCUAUGAGCCCACAUGUAGUCCACCACCUGAGCAGGAAGAGGAAGAAGAUGUGGUGAACUUGACAUCACGUCGUCUGUCAGUCAGCCCCUCUUGUGCCUCCAGUAACUCCCACAGAAACUACUCCUUCCGCAGGGGCUCUGUGUGGUCAGUGCGGUCAGUGGUCAGUGCUGAAGAUGAUGAGAACACAACAGAACUCACACCAACACAUCACAUGCUGCAGCCACCCCAGUCUGUUUUCCCACCAUGUAUCUGUGCUGCUGUGUUGCCCAUUGUGCACCUGAUGGAAGAUGGAGAAGUUCGGGACGAUGGAGUUGCAGUAUGUGCUGUUGCUCAGCAGGUUUUGUGGAACUGCCUGAUUGAAGAUCCAGCCUUGGUUCUUAGACAUUUCCUGGAGAAACUCACAGUCAGUAAUAGACAGGAUGAACUGAUGUACAUGCUGAGGAAACUGCUUCUUAACAUUGGGGAUUUGCCUGCACAGACCUCGCACAUUCUUUUCAACUAUCUGGUGGGCUUGAUCAUGUACUUUGUAAGGACUCCCUGUGAGUGGGGCAUGGAUGCCAUAUCAGCCACUUUGACCUUUCUGUGGGAGAUUGUGGGUUAUGUGGAGGGGCUCUUUUUUAAAGACCUUAAACAGACUAUGAAGAAAGAACAGUGUGAGGUCAAGCUUUUGGUUACUGCCUCCAUGCCAGGAACCAAAACCCUGGUGGUUCAUGGACAGAAUGAGUGUGACAUUCCCACCCAGUUACCAGUGCAUGAAGACACCCAGUUUGAAGCCCUUUUGAAGGAGUGUUUAGAAUUCUUCAAUAUUCCAGAGGCUCGGUCUGCUAACUAUUUUUUGAUGGAUAAGCGUUGGAACCUUAUACACUAUGCCAAGACCUAUGUGCGAGACAUCUACCCUUUCAGAAGAUCAGUGUCUCCUCAACUUAAUCUGGUUCAUAUGCUUCCAGAGAAGGGCCAGGAGCUCAUUCAGAAGCAGGUGUUUUCUAGAAAGUUGGAAGAGAUUGGCCGCGUUCUGUUCAUCAUCUCGCUUACCCAGCGUAUGCCUGCUGUGCACAAACAAUCCCACGUCUCCAUGCUUCAGGAAGACCUUCUGCGACUGCCAUCAUUUCCUCGCUCUGCCAUUGAUGCUGAGUUCACGCUCUUCAAUGAGCCUCUAGGCAAAGAGCUCUUUGGUUUGGACACUUUACAUAAGGUCCUAUGGAUCAAACUGCUGGAGGAGAUGUUUCUGGGCAUGCCCAGUGAAUAUCCUUGGGGUGAUGAGAUUAUGCUAUUUCUGAAUGUGUUUAAUGGUGCCCUGCUCCUACACCCCGAGGACAGCGCCCUCCUCAGGCAAUACAGCGCCACUGCCAUCAACACAGCUGUACACUUCAACCACCUCUUCUCCCUCAGUGGCUAUCAAUGGAUCCUUCCUACUAUGCUCCAGACAUACGCAGAUUAUGAGAGUAACCCACUGUUGCGUCGAGGGAUUGAAUUCUGCUGCAGGCAGUUCUAUAUUCUCCACCGCAAACCUUUCAUAUUGCAGCUCUUCGCUAGUGUGGCCCCAUUGCUGGAGUUCACUACUCGCACUAGUACUGGUUUAUCAAAAGGAGUAUCUUCACAGUGUCUUUUUGACCUGCUGGUAUCUUUGGAGGGAGAGACUGCAGAUUCCCUGGAUGCUCUGGAGCUGGUGAAGGCCGAGAAACCUCUCCGCUCUCUGGAUUUUUGCUAUGGUAAUGAGGACCUGGCGUUUUCAAUCAGUGAAGCCAUAAAGCUCUGUGUCACAGUAGUUGCUUAUGCCCCAGAAUCCUACCGCAGUUUGCAAAUGCUGAUGGUUCUUGAGGCUUUAGUUCCGUGUUACCUGCAGAAGAUGAAGGGUAACACACAGACUCUGGAGUCGGUGUCUGCAGCGAGGGAUGAGAUAGCUGCCAUAGCUGCUCUGGCCACUUCUCUGCAGGCUCUGCUCUACAGCGUGGAGGCAUUGACACGACCUAUGACUGCACCUCAGAUGAGUCGAUGUGAUCAAGGCCACAAGGGAGCAACUACUGCCAACCACACCAUGUCUGGAGGACCAAACACCAGGGAUAACCUGCACCUGCUGGAGGAGGGUCAGGGUAUACUGAGGGAGGAACUGGACGAGCGUAUUGCCCGUGAAGAGUUCCGUCGCCCCCGUGAGUCUCUGCUUAACAUCUGCACAGAGUUUUACAAGCACUGUGGUCCACGCCUCAAAAUCCUGCAGAAUGUGGCAGGAGAACCCAGAGUCACUGCUCUAGAGCUGCUGGAUAUCAAGUCUCAUAUGAGAUUGGCAGAAGUCGCCCACUCCCUUCUCAAAUUGGCCCCGUAUGACACGCUGACCAUGGAAAGCAGAGGACUGCGCCGCUACAUCACAGAAAUGUUACCCAUCACCGAUUGGUCGGCAGAGGCCAUUCGUCCUGCCCUCAUCCUCAUUCUGAAGAGGCUGGAUCGCAUGUUUAACAAGAUUCAUAAGAUGCCCACACUCAGGCGGCAGGUGGAAUGGGAGGCAGCUAGCAGUCUGAUUGAAGGGAUUUGUUUGACACUUCAUCGGCAGCCAAUCAUUUCCUUCCUCCCUCACCUGCGAUCUCUAAUCAACGUUUGUGUCAACCUGGUGAUGGGGGUUGUGGGGCCCUCUAGUGUGGCAGAUGGACUUCCCUUGUUGCAUCUAAGUCCAUACCUGUCUCCUCCUCUUCCCUUCAGUACAGCAGUUGUGCGUUUGGUUGCCAUGCAGAUCCAGGCUUUAAAGGAUGACUUCCCACUCAGUCAUGUGAUCUCCCCCUUCACCAAUCAGGAGAGACGAGAAGGGAUGCUGCUUAACCUCUUGAUUCCAUUUGUAUUGACUGUGGGCUCAGGGAGUAAAGACAGCCCUCAUCUGGAGCAGCCAGAGGUAUUUCUACUUUUGCAGACAGUCAUUAACAUCCUGUUACCUCCACGCAUUAUCAGCACUUCCCGCAGUAAGAACUUUGUUCUGGACGCAUCCCCUGCCCACUGCUCCACCCCAGGGGACACUGGGAAAGACCUGCGUAGAGAGGGACUGGCUGAAUCCACCAGCCAAGCAGCUUAUCUUGCUCUGAAGGUGGUCUUAGUCUGCUUUGAGCGUCAGUUGGGUAAUCAAUGGUACAAGCUGAGUCUGCAGGUCAAGGAAAUGGCUCUUCGUAAAGUUGGUGGUCUGGCUUUCUGGGAUUUUAUUGACUUCAUAGUGCGCACAAGAAUUCCAAUCUUCAUUCUAUUGCGCCCCUUCAUACAAUGCAAGCUGUUGACCCAGCCAGCUGAGUCUCAGGAGGAGAUCACGGCUCGUCACCAUAUUGCAGAGCAACUAGAGCGUCGUUUCAUCCCACGGUCCCUCUGCAAGAGCUCUCUGUUUGCUGAGUUCAGCAACGAGCUCAAGAUCCUGAAAGAGGCUGUGCAUAGUGGCUCUGCAUACCAAGGAAAGACGUCCAUCAGUACUGUUGGCACGUCCACCUCUGCAUACAGGUUGAGUCUGGCCACCAUGUCCCGCUCCAACACCGGUACAGGAACUGUCUGGGAGCAGGAGAGCCAACCUUCACGCCAGCCCUCACAGGACACACUCAGUCGUACCGAUGAGGAGGAGGAGGAAAAUGACUCCGUCAGCAUCCCCAGCGUGGUAAGUGAGCACGAAGCUUUCCUCCCCAGGCUCAUUUCCCAGCGGCGUUUCUCCAGUCACGCCACAGGGUCGGCUGCCACUCAGCCUGAACCAGGCAUGAGCACCAUGCUGCCCAGUCACAGUGAACCCAAUGUGCUAGAUGAAUCCCAGGGGCUUCUGGAGGAGGGUAACCUGUCUAGGGUUGCCAGCGUGCAGAGUGAACCAGGACAGCAGACUCUGCUAAUCCAGCCACCUCUCGGUCGUAAGAGAGGACUUAGGCAGCUACGGCGACCUCUGCUGUCUAUACAGAGGGUGCAGGACGAGUCUCGUGGACGUCAGGGAGCCAGACUCUCAACAACCCGCAGGAGCAUUCAGCCUAAGAGUAAACCACUCGACAGGGCUCACAGUGACCAAAAGAGGUCUGUCACUUUCACUGAGACCCAGCAGGAACCGGCUGGCAGAUCUCCCACUGACACUCCUAGCCCCAGCAGUGGUUUACCAGGGGUCACAGAGGUCGGGAGGCUGAGCCAUGCUCCAUCAGAGUCCUCAUCACCUAGCAUCAAUACUGCCCAGCACAAACCAGCAUGGCCACAGUAUGAGAAUAAAGACAGGAAAGACCAGGGGAGUGUAAGAAGCAGUCUUUCUCCAACCCCCUCUGCUGCCUCAAGCUCCACUUCUAGAGCCUGCUCCCCUCUUCCUCCUCCCCUCCCCAUCCUGAGUACACCAUCCCGACUGGCCCCAACCCAGAUCAGAGAAAGCCCAGAGGACGAAGAGACCACUGGGCUUCUGCAAAACACGGAUACCUCCUCUAGUGCAGGAGAGGACCGUGGCACGGAGAACCCACUCCUGACCUUGCUGCUCACAUCUCCACUCCCCCUGUCCCCUGUUGACCUGGAUCUGGACGAGUCUCACGUGUGAGAAUGUCCAGCUUCAGGAUACUGUGCUAGUUUAACAGGAAGUGGAAAAAGAAAUCCUGUGAUCAGA
Molecule: messenger RNA, 9822 nt
Organism: Sinocyclocheilus grahami
Lineage: Eukaryota; Metazoa; Chordata; Actinopteri; Cypriniformes; Cyprinidae
Product: unc-80 homolog, NALCN channel complex subunit
Exons: 63
Coding region: 1-9756 (3251 amino acids)
Biological process (GO): monoatomic cation homeostasis
Cellular component (GO): cation channel complex; axon
Molecular function (GO): monoatomic cation channel activity
Source: RefSeq, a predicted model, not a curated record